This is a messenger RNA of Jaculus jaculus (lesser Egyptian jerboa), 2547 nucleotides long. Its product is annotated as solute carrier family 22 member 22-like. Gene Ontology annotation, molecular function: transmembrane transporter activity. The coding region runs from base 365 to 2032 and encodes 555 amino acids. The transcript is spliced from 13 exons. NCBI's taxonomy places the organism in Eukaryota, Metazoa, Chordata, Mammalia, Rodentia, Dipodidae. The record is from RefSeq and is a predicted model, not a curated record. Gene Ontology annotation, biological process: transmembrane transport. Gene Ontology annotation, cellular component: membrane.
GGGCCAGCUUUGGUCUGGAUUUAUGUGGAUGCUGGGAAAUUGAACAGUAUGCUUUCCACCAGUCCAACAACAGAGAAGUUAAAGUGGCAAGUAAUGGUGAGAAACAGGGGAUAUUUAUCCAGUGUGGCCACACUGAGAAGAAUGAAUCAAGAAGUUGAGUGACUGAGCAAGAUCCAUCUUUGGGGUCCUGAAAUGAGGCUUAACUUUAAGUAAAAGGCAAAAGGAUUCUCUAUGGGGCUUUCCCCAUAGCAGCCUCAAUAAGCACAGAUUUCCUGCCAGAAAGUUUAAACCAUCUCUUUCCUGACACUGUCAAGGAUAUAAAGAAAAGACAAUUAUUUUAAAGCUAGUGUUUGGAGGCCUAACUAUGGGUUUUGGAGACCUUCUUCAACAUGUUGGUGAUACUGGAAAAUUUCAGAUUUUCAUGAUCAUCCUUGGUUCAUUCUUGAAUAUGCAAUUAUCCCCUCAUGACUUCAUGGACAACUUUGUAGCAGCCAUCCCUGCUCACCACUGUUACGUCAGCCUUCUUGACAAUCUCAGCUCUGAAGCCAAUAUCACCAUGAACAUGACCACAGAAGCCUUGCUGAAGGUCUCUAUUCCAAUGGGCCCAGACCAGAAACCUGAGCCAUGCCAUCGGUUCCGCCAGACCCAGUGGCAACUCUUAGAUCCUGAUGUGUCACCCUCCAAUAACACUGAGCUACAGACAGAGCCGUGCCUGGAUGGGUGGACAUAUGACCACAGUGUGUUCACUUCUACCAUCAUCACUGAGUGGGACUUAGUAUGCGAUUAUCAGUCAUUCAAAUAUUUGGAACAGGCUAUCUCCCUGGCAGGGCAUUUGGUGGGCAUUGCGAUAAAUGUCAUGCUGUCUGACAGAUUUGGACGGAAGCCACUGGUGGUCUGCUGUUGCCUAAUCUAUGGGCUCCUAGGCACAUGCUGUGCGGUUGUUCCCACCUUCGCUCUGUUCUGUGCCCUGCGAUUCAUUAUGUCUGCCUCCGUGACUACUCUGCAAUGCACUGUCAGUAUACUCGUUUUGGAAGUAAUCUCCCUCAAAUGGUACCCUGCAGUUGUGGCACUCUUUGGAUUAACUCUUAGCACCGGACAUGCAUUACUUGGAGGACUAGCUUAUGUUUUCAGAGAUUGGCACAAGCUCCAACUGGGCAUAGCCUUGCCAUUCUUACUAGUUUCUCUCUUCAUCUGGUGGGUGCCAGAGUCAGUCCGCUGGCUCAUGGCAACUGGAAGAACAAAGCGAGCAGUGAAGGAACUACAGAGAAUCGCCUACUUUAAUGGGAAGAAAGAUGUUGCACAAAGUCUGACAAUUGAGGUUCUGAGAUGUGAAAUGAAGGAAGAACUGGGUACAGUCAAAGCACAUGUCAUCGGAAUAAAGGAAAUCAUUGUUAAUCCUACAGCACGCAGAACAAUGCUAUGUUUGUUCGGCCUUGUGUUUUCACUUGUUUUCAGCUUUUUUGGCUUUAUGAUGGAUAUUGAGCAUUUUGGAAAGGACAUGUUCUUGGUUCAGUUUUUACAAGGAAUAACAGACUUUCCCUGCAAAGUAAUUGCAUAUUUUAUAGUAAGACAUGUCAAACGUCGCCCUUCAGUAGCCUUUUUACAAUUUGUGUUGGGAAGUUCUAUUUUGGUCAACAUUUUUGUGCCCAAAGAACAUAAUAUGCAUCUUUUUAUUUUUCUUGUGGGUAGAGCUUCCUUUGCAGCUCUCACUGUCACGUAUAUGGCUUUCACUAAUGAACUGUCACCAACAAUUAUAAGGUCCACCUUACAGAGCAGUUUUGGUUUUGCUCAGAAAUUAUCAUCGAUCUUCUCUGUUUUAACACUUAAAACUAGAGACUAUUUUGUCCAUCUUCCCAUGAUUCUUUGUGGGACUAUUCCUAUUGUAGCUCUAGUUUUCCUUUGCUAUCUACCAGAGACUUUCAGUCAUCCACUUUUGGAUACGAUCCAGGAAAUGGAGCAAAGGGACAAGUUUAGGAACAAAAGACCUGGAGAAAAGCAAAGCAAAAUUCUCUUGGAAACCACUGGCUGCUAGGGAGCCGAAAUGUAUCCACACAAUGGAAAAUCAAGCAAUCAGGCAUAUUUUCACAUAGUGUUUUAUUCUUUUCUGUAAAUGUUUAGACCUUGGUGGGCAGUCAUUAACAUAAUCAUUAGAUAGGUGAUUCAUAAAAAAAAUCUCAGUGAAGAAAACAUGAUAUAAGAGACAUAUUCAGAGCUAUAGGAGAUGUACGUAUCAUUGUGUCCAAGAUUUAGAGAACAUUGAAGAUGAGAUGGGCAGAAAGAACAUAGCCAAAAAUGUAAAAAUGAGGAGUGCUGCAAUAUGAUGUCUUCCAGGCAUCAUGUGGAUGUUGUAUUCAUGACCCCACACUGACGACUGAUAACCUGUAAGUCAUUGGACCCAUCAACAUUGCAUCAUGGAUGACUAAAUGGGACCCCAAAACACAUCAAAGUAGAAAAGUAGAAGGACUAGUGGAAAGAAUAGGAGGCUCAGGGGAAGGGGGCAAGCUGAAAUAGAUGGAGGGGCUUAUGACCAAAAUUCAUUAUUUACAU